This is a messenger RNA of Micromonas commoda, 293 nucleotides long. RefSeq lists its product with no specific name. The transcript has a single exon. Gene Ontology annotation, biological process: DNA-templated transcription termination. The record is from RefSeq and is a predicted model, not a curated record. Bases 46 to 258 code for a protein of 70 amino acids. NCBI's taxonomy places the organism in Eukaryota, Viridiplantae, Chlorophyta, Mamiellophyceae, Mamiellales, Mamiellaceae.
GAGGGAAAGCUGAGGGCGCGGCUGGACGCCGAGUACGAGGACGAGAUGGAGCGGCUGGAGCUGGAGCGCCGAUACCAAUCGUCGGAGAUUGAGGCGUGGGACCGGAGGUUCGAGGUGAGGACCGCGACGAGGGAGCAGCUCUUGGCGAUAGCGAGGGAGCGUGGCAUGCGGGGGUACUCCAAGCUGCGGCGCGCGGAGCUUUUGGAGGCUGUGGAGCGCGAGCUGUAUGGCGAGCAGGAGGAGGAUCUCUCCCCGUGAAGAAAAAAGUUGAAAAGAUGUGUUCUUGCGUUUCG